AGCGAUUUUUCUCCUGGCUCCUUGGAGUGUGAGACCAUUGAGAAAGACCAGAGCCAUUCAUCGUUAGUGGGUCAUUUGUCACGGUGAUGCCAACAACCACUGGAAGUCUUGCACGGCGACCAGCACUUGCACAAUCCAAGGAACACAUUGCACCCAUACAUAACCGAUCUCGGAGACACUAAAUUGAACCAAAAAAAAUCGCUUUGCAAACGUGUGGGACAUCGCUUUGGUUGCCCUCUGAUUGAUAAGUGGAUAGAGAGAGAGGUCUUUUCCGCAACCCGUUCGAGCCAACUCGGAGCGUCUGCCGCAACAUCCUCCUCGCACACAGAAACCACACCUAUCCUCUCUCCAUUUCCAAGAUGUACUCUAAAUUCUGGCCCAAGGGUGGUCUCCCCGGUAUUUUGCAUCACUAUACCGAAACCCUCGUCACAUUCGAAUAUACCUCCAGCACCGUUCGCAAACCACACAGUCUCCUCUUCGUCGGCGGCCUCGGCGAUGGCCUCGCAACAACGUCAUACAUGGCCGAUCUCGUGCGCGCCCUAGCCCCCACGGAAUGGUCGAUUUUCACCCUCAACCUCACCUCGUCGUACCAGGCCUGGGGCCUGGGCCAUCUGGACCGAGACACGACGGAGAUCGCACAAUGUCUCACCUACAUCAAGGAAUACAAGACCGACAAGUUCGGCCCCGGGAAGAUCGCCCUGAUGGGCCAUUCCACGGGGAGCCAGUGCGUGCUGCAUUACCUGUGCCGACCAAACCCGCACCCGGGGGUCCCUUUGUUCGACCCGGACUUGGAGCAUGUGCGCCGGCCCGAGCUCGACGGCGCGAUCAUGCAGGCGCCGGUUUCCGAUCGGGAGGCGGUCCUGUGGUGCCUGGCCGAGGGAAUCGGGGGCAAGUCCCCCGCGGAGGUGCGCGAGGUGUUUGAGAAAGUGGAAGAGCUGGCCAAGGAGGCCGAUGAUCGCCAGAAGAACCCAUGCGACACGGUGCUCCCCAUCGACAUGACGAGGAUUAUCUAUCCGAGCAAUGUGCCGAUUAGCGCCCGGCGGCUGCUGAGUCUCAUUAGCCCCGAGAGUCCGCAGGCGCCGCGGGAAGACGAUCUGUUCAGUUCGGAUCUGGGCGAGGAACAGCUCGCGAAGACGUUUGGAGUGGUGCAGCAGCGCGCACUGCUGAAGCAUAAGCUGAUGGUGUUGAUCUCGGGUGCUGACCAGUCCGUCCCGGACUGGGUGGAUAAGAGGCAAGUCCUGGAGAAGUUCCGGAAUGCGACCACGCGCAAUGGGGAGAAUGACAUUUGGGAUGCCGAGCAUAGCGCAAUUAUUCCCGGUGCUUCGCAUGCCUUGAGUAAUGAUGACCAGGCAGAGCCCCGGAAGUUCCUGGUCGAGAAGGUCUUGGGAUACUUGCGCGAGGCGGAGAAAGUAUCGGCAUGAGAGUCUUCUAUAAAGCACAAAACUUAGGAACGUUUUUUUCAACCAUGUUUUCGUUGUAUAUAACUUCUCUUUAUUAUCUUCAUAAACAAAAUGAUAGUCACAUUUGAUUGUGU
Messenger RNA from Aspergillus ochraceoroseus IBT 24754, 1534 nucleotides. RefSeq names its product putative siderophore biosynthesis lipase/esterase (gene sidJ). The record is from RefSeq and is a predicted model, not a curated record. NCBI's taxonomy places the organism in Eukaryota, Fungi, Ascomycota, Eurotiomycetes, Eurotiales, Aspergillaceae. The transcript has 2 exons. The coding region runs from base 360 to 1421 and encodes 353 amino acids.